AUGGUAUGCGACUGUUUGGAGCGCGAGCGCGCGCCAGGAUGGCGGUUGUCGGCGGCACGACGGACGUUCGUGGCGGAGGCGAUCCCGGUGGUGCUGAAGCGGCUCCGACAUCGGACACUGGGCCAAUCGCUGCAGGGGGUUUCGCGGCGCUGGGCGCAGUUGGCGCUAUUGUUGAAGAGCGGGUUGUCGGAGGCUGAGUUCGCCCAACUUGAAACAAAGGCACGGGAGGCGGUGCCGGCGCCGGCGGGACAGCCGGGCUGGCAGGUCUUGGCCGCCGGACUGGACCAGUGCGCGACCUCCGACGAGCUGGUCGGACGAUGUCGAACAGAGAGGCGGCUGGACCUUCGAGGGACGGGUCUCCCGGAGACCGAAGACGCCGCACACAAGAUCUUUGCCACCAUCGAGCCAGCCGGCCGCAUUGACCCUUCCUCUACUGCCAUCGAGUGA
Molecule: messenger RNA, 447 nt
Organism: Gregarina niphandrodes
Lineage: Eukaryota; Apicomplexa; Conoidasida; Eugregarinorida; Gregarinidae
Exons: 1
Coding region: 1-447 (148 amino acids)
Source: RefSeq, a predicted model, not a curated record